Molecule: messenger RNA, 1581 nt
Organism: Fragaria vesca subsp. vesca
Lineage: Eukaryota; Viridiplantae; Streptophyta; Magnoliopsida; Rosales; Rosaceae
Product: E3 ubiquitin-protein ligase SIS3-like
Exons: 10
Coding region: 234-1376 (380 amino acids)
Biological process (GO): sugar mediated signaling pathway
Molecular function (GO): ubiquitin-protein transferase activity
Source: RefSeq, a predicted model, not a curated record
UUCCAAAACUUCCAAAAGAUCAAGUCCAUCUCAGAGUCAUACACACACGGAGAGCGUGACUCCGACUCGGCGACUCAGAAGUGGUUCACCGCCUCACUCUCUCUCUUUUCCGGCGAGCCUUGUUCUCUCCGGCCGCGAAAGAUCGGAGUCCGAUUCGAGCAUUUCCCUCCUUCAAAUGAGUAUCGUCCGAUCUUGUAACUCACUCGCAGCGAUUCGUGUAUAGCUCGACCUCCAUGGCCAUCCGAGGCGUCGAUUUCAAGUGGUACGAUGGAUUCUUCUUGUCGAUGCUCGCCACCAGUGUAGUAAUUGUGGCGAUUAAUUGGAAGCGGUACCAUACUUGUACAUAUCCGUUGCAUAUAUGGAUCGUGGUUGAUUACACUACAGUGUUUGUUUUUCGCUUGUUGAUGUUUGUUGAUAAUGGACUGGCAGCUGGAAUGGGAUUGGAUUUUGGGUGGCAGCAAAGAUAUGCUCGUUUCUGUGGAAGAGUAGUGGUCAUUUCAAUUCUUUCUCUGCUACUCUAUCCAUUUCUUUGGGCUUGGACGGUAAUUGGGACUCUGUGGUUUAGAAGCUCGAAGGAUUGCUUGCCUGAAGCUGGACAGAAAUGGGGUUUCCUUAUUUGGUUGCUUUUUAGUUACUGUGCACUGCUUUGCAUUUCGUGCAUGUCACUUGGGAAGUGGUUGACACGAAGACAGGCACACUUAUUGCGUGCUCAACAAGGGAUUCCUAUAUCAGAAUUUGGGAUUUUAGUUGAUAUGAUCCGGGUGCCAGAUUGGGCAUUUGAAGCUGCGGGUCAAGAGGCAAGAGGAAUGGGUCAAGAAGCUGCAUACCAACCUGGACUUUACUUGACAACGGCACAGAGAGAAGCAGUGGAAGCACUCAUUCAGGAGCUUCCAAAGUUCAGGUUGAAGGCCGUUCCAACGGAUUGCAGUGAAUGUCCAAUCUGCUUAGAAGAGUUCUAUGAAGGCAAUGAGGUUCGGGGCCUACCGUGCGCUCACAACUUCCAUGUAGAAUGCAUCGAUGAGUGGCUUCGAUUGAAUGUGAAAUGCCCUCGGUGCCGUUGCUCAGUCUUUCCCAAUCUCGACCUCAGUGCUAUAUCCAAUCUCCGUGCCGAGUCUGAACGGUCAUCUGUCACGUUGACUGCCAACCGGUAUGUUAGAGCCCAACCAUCCAGUCAGAGCUAUCUGCUGAGAUUGCAAGGUGUGCUCCAGCCAGUCCAUUCAGAAACUGCAAGCAAUGACACAGACACUGCUUUGGCAACUGCCGAGAAUGGGGAUGUUGCCUCGUCUAGCCGGGAUCCAUUGAGCCAACGGCAGGUCCCUUCUGUUGGACAUGUUAUAGUUGUUGAGUCCGCCUCCUCUCCACAACAGCAACGAUAGACAGUCUCAAAACUUAACUGCGGUUUCUAACCCUCGUGCCAAAGAAGGCUUAUUGGUGUUAUUACUCUGUACCAGGCCAUCACCACGGUUAUCUUUGUAAUGAUUUACGGAUUCGUGGUUAACAAAAUGCUGAUUAGAUACUCAUGGUAAGAUACUUCAAUGAUCCUUUUCUCUGUUGGCUCUUUCCAGAAGUUUUCUAUUUCCA